Molecule: messenger RNA, 1185 nt
Organism: Impatiens glandulifera
Lineage: Eukaryota; Viridiplantae; Streptophyta; Magnoliopsida; Ericales; Balsaminaceae
Exons: 3
Coding region: 1-1185 (394 amino acids)
Source: RefSeq, a predicted model, not a curated record
AUGACCUUUAAGCUAGCUAAGUUCAAGGGCAUUUCAGAUCCUAUUGUUUCUGAAGAGUGGGUACAGUCUAUGGAAACCAUCUUCGAGUUUAUGCAGAUUUUAGAGGUGGAAAGGGUCAGGUGUGCCACGUUUAUGCUGAGGGAUGAUGCUAGAAUUUGGUGGCAGGGUGUUAAGGCAGCGCUUGAUCUUAGCAGCAUCUCAUGGGGGAAUUUAAAGAGGUUUUAUAUGCUUAAUCACUUUCUUGAGGGCCUCAAUGCUACAAUCCGUCGGGAUGUGAGACUUAGUAAUCCUUCUUCUAUGCGGGAAACGAUUGAUCGAGCUCUAAUGGCUGAGAAGGACAGCCAAGAUAUCUUUAAGGAGGGCCAGACCAAGAGGGAAAGUUAUCAAGGGAGGGAGUUUCAUGGUCCAGCAACGAAGAGGCCUUUUAAUCCGUCAUUCAAUCGAAAUGCCUUGCCCCAGUCAUCUUAUAAUCAGGCUGCUACUUCCCAGCAUUCUCAGCAGCCAAAGAACUUCUACCAGAACAACAACAACCAAAGAUUUUCUCAAAGGCCCCAGCAGUCACAACAAUCAAAGAGGCUUCAACCAGCUGGAUCACGAGGGCACAUCCAAAGGGACUGUCCCAAGAAGAAUGAGGUUGCACCAGGGAGGGUUUUCUCAAUGUCAAGGGAGGAGGCCGACCCUAAGACCACGAUCAUUACGGGUAAUCUUCUAAUAGCAAAUAUUUUAGCCAACACUUUGAUAGAUACUGGAGGAACACAUUCCUUUAUUACUGCAUGUUUUGUUCAAAAAGCUGGUUUAAAACCUGAGGAAUUUUUGAUGGCAUAUAUAUCACUUCCUUCAGGCUCUCACCUGAAUUUUAAAAAGAUUAUUAAGGCCUGCCCAAUUUAUAAUCAGAACCGUAAGAUGUUAGCAGAUCUUGUGGUAGUAGAUAUGGUAGGAUUUGAUUUGAUCCUAGGUAAGGACUGGCUAUUCCAGCAUGAGGCGCAGAUUAAUUGUAAUAAGAAGAGGGUGGUGUUAACAGAUCAGUAUGGGAAGACCUUUCUGUUUCGUGCGAGUCCAGCAUGUAAAAGACAACAACUGUUUUUGGAAAGAGCCACUAGGGUGAUGUUUUAUAAUUGUGCUAUGAUAAUUGGGCAGAAAAUUAAGUUGGAAGAUAUUGAAGUAGUGAGGGAUUUCCCUAGUUGA